This is a messenger RNA of Linum trigynum, 3657 nucleotides long. The record is from the annotation of a GenBank genome assembly. Lineage: Eukaryota; Viridiplantae; Streptophyta; Magnoliopsida; Malpighiales; Linaceae.
AGAUCCAACAUAUAUUGAAAAUUUACACACACUUAUAUAACAUAUAUAUUCAAAUGUUUAACUUAAGAUUCCAAAGAUAAAGUUAGGCGAUCGUUAAAGGGGUACAUGCAGUGGUGAAGACAGAAAAUUCGAACGAUGGUGGGCUGAUUGAAUUGUCUGUAAUCGAGAGAGGGGCUGAAAUCUUACCGAUUAUUAUAAUUGCUAAAUUUGUGCAAAUUUUACAUAUGAUUUUACCCAUUUUUCAAAAUUGAGCGGGGCUACAGCCCUUCUAGCUCUACCACUGCGUAGAGCGUGUUCACUGAAAUUAUGUUUUCUUCCAAAAUUGUGACGCAAAAUAUUUCGUGAAACAUUCCGCGACGACAAACAUUUGUUGCAAAAUAUUCUCAAACAUGGAUAGAUAUUCGUCGCGAAAAAGUGCAGUUUCUACAGCUAAUUACUUGAGAGAGGAUCACGAUGCGGGAGAGCGGGGUAGUGCAGGUUUAGGCGACGGCGAUGGCGGCGGCGGCGGCCACAGGGUAGAGGGCAAAAGUGCAGAAGAGAGGAUCGAAGUUGAUUCCCCCAAACAGAAGCUGCUGUUCCAAGAACUCGCGAGUCAAGCGGACAGUAAAGGAGGUGGACCGGCCACCGUUGGCUGCUCGUUCGCAAUACCCUUCGAAUGCCCAAAACUUGAAGGGGUUCCCUGCCGCCACCUGCUCCAGGUCAUCUCUGCUAUUUAAAUAAAUCACUUGCAACAUCUCGAAACCGCCAUAGAAAUUUUCGUCGCUCAUCGGACCAUAAAACCCUCCACCCACGUCGAUGGAGAAAGAAAUUAGAGAGAGAUUCCCAGCGGUAACAGUAAUAAAACCCUAAUCGGAGUUUUGAUUUGCAUAUGGAGAAUCUAUUUUAUGGAACUAGCGGUAACUUGGAGAAGGGAUCAUGAAACAGGCACACAAUCGCCGAGGUUUACGGUGUAGAUAUCCUUGUCUUGCUCCCCAAGUUACCACCGAUUGCAUAGGAAUUGUAUCACGCAUUCACGCUCAAGUGAAACGACGUCGCCUUCGAAAAACGCCUCACUUAAAAUUUCCAAUGAACCGAAGCUAGUCAUGGGCCGGCUUAGAUCCAAAAGAGACCAUAACUAACGUGGGCCUUGUUUUAAUGGCCUGAGUGGGCCACAUUAUCAUUAUGUGAGCCAUGGCCAUGAGCUGUUUACAACAAGUCCAGCCUAUUAUUUAAUCACCAUGGGAAGUGGGAACAACUUUACUAUAAUAAUAAAAAAUUAGUUAUAGUAACAACCAAUUGCAUGAAUGAAUGUGAAUCCAUAUAUGAAUAUGAUCAAUGCUAACACAAGCUAUGUCUCCUGUCCCUACCCUAAAACCCCAAUAUAAAAAAAUCACCCUUCAGGACAGUGCCAUGUUUGGCAAUUACUUCUUUGCAAUUAAUGCAGCACCAACUAGUUGGAUAAGCUAAUUAUUAUUAUAGUUAGUAGUAUUUUAAUUUAGUUAAUUUUUAUUGUGUAAAAUUGUGGGGAAAAAAAUGUAUUUUAGUUCAUGCUACCAGGAAGGAAUCUAACAUGCACUAUGGAAGGAAUCGGUAUCUGAUCGCUAGGGGUGACGAUAAUGUACAAUUAAUCAACAGGUUAUACUGAUUAAUAUAACUCAUAUAUCAGUGAUGAAGUUAGUAAGAUUUGAUUACGAUAUUUGAAUAAAUAACUGAGUAUAUAUUAGACUAUUCUACAUAUCGUAGUUUAAAUAAUUAGUCUCAUCGAUUUUGAUCCCGUUUGAUUACCAUCAAAUUUAUAUCAUAUAGAUUAUAGUGCCAAGCUAGUGAUCAAUCAUUCCAUUUCCACAGGCUAAAGCAAACAGACCGUACGUGCUUAUUUCCUCUAAAACUUUCACCCCAUUUUGGACUGCUAGCUGUUCCCCAAGACUUUCAAUCCCAAAAAAUUGUGGCAUAUCAAAAUGGGCAAUGACUCGUUCCUUUAGGACUAAGUCACUCGUGUUAAUGUAGAAGCAAUCAAAUUUAUAUUCAAUUCAACUAAUAAUUACAGUUGUUUUGUUGAAUUGUCAACAAAGGGGAAAAAAAAAGUUUAUCUCGUAGGAAGAAGAAAAAAAAAAAGUGGCUUUGUUGGUAGCACAGGUCAAAUCUUACUUUGUAAACAAGGUAUCAAUAAUCUCGUAGUGUUAAUGUAACCCAAGUGGUUGUUAGAACAGAUUUUAAAUAAAAUAUCGUUUUCAAAUCAGGAUCGAUCAAUUUUCGAUACAAUACCAAGCAAAGCAGACAAAGCUCCCGUACGCAUGACAAUGGAGCUAGCGCAUGUUCAAACUACUGGAAGUCGAACGAUUUCCAAUUUUCUAUAACACUUGCUUAUCGAAUCGUUCUUAACAAUUACUGCGGUCCCAUCAACCGAUGUAUAGUGUGCUUAUAAUAUUGUAAUAUUUGCUUAGCAUAUGCAAGGUUUCUGCAAUCCCACUGACGGAUAUGCAAUGUGCUUAUAUAAUAUAUAUAUAUAGGUGAGUUAUUGCCGUAAUAUAAGUACGGUUGCUAUAUCAACUCAGCGGCCGACUGCAUCAGUAAAAUGGGCCGGCGAUAAUGGAAAAAUACACAUUAAUAAAUAAAAGUCACCUUAUCGCCGGCCGGUCGGCAGGCCAAUUGUCCAAAGCUAGAGAGAGAGAGAGAGAGAGAGAGAGUGACGAUCCAGCAGCAUCUAAGUAAGGAGGCCAGAGACAGAAGAGACAUGCACACGUAGUACUAUGGCCUAUUCUGUGUUGUCAAUACAUAAUAAAUUAAUAAUAUAUCCAGUUUUCACAAAAUAAAAUAUUAUAUUAUAUAUCCAGUUCAUCAUCAUAUGAUCAACUAGACAAACAAACAAACAAUAUCCAUUAUAUUAUUUCUCAAUAAUCGUACUACCAGAGCCAGACUGAUAGUCAAUUCUGAAUAUAUAUACAAUAAUGUAUAGUUAUUUAAAAUAAAAUAAAAAUAUUAGCGAUCAUAAGUAUUUGUCACAACUACAAGAAUACGAGUAAGAAAAAUAUCAAUUUCGUCUGCAUGACUUGAAAUUAACUUGAUCUUCUGAACGAGAAUGAUACGACCUUUUAGAAGUGAAAAAAUGAUAAUGUAUUCAGAUAAUCGAAAUGAUGAUGACCCCAUAUAGAAUCGACAAGUAUAUUCAUAUGUCAAUUUUAACCUCACUUAAUAAAUCAAGAAACGAACAUGAUGUGGCAAAUAACACAUAACAAUAACAUAACAUUCAUACAUCUACCAUAUCAUUAUACUAAGGGGUCGUUUGGAAGUUGCGAUUGUUUUGUUGAGAUUGUCAUUAUGCAUGUAUUGUUUACAAUGUAUCAUUUUUUUUGUUUUUUUAGUAUAAACAAUACAUGGAUUGUUUCUAUGAUGUGACAGAAACUAUCACUCAUUUUGAGUGAUUGUUAUAUCUCAACUUUUAGUUGUGAUUGUUGAGAUAGUUGAGUUGAGAUUGUUUUGUCUCAGCUUUUAGCUGAUGCGACAUACACAAUCACACAUACCAAACGUUGUAUUCUACAAUGCAUCAAAUUCGACAAUACAUGUAUAAUAUUAUACGUGCAUUCUCAACAAUACAUCUAUUUAACAAUCGCAACUUCCAAACGACUCCUAAAUCUCUCCAUUUCGAUAUUCAUAUAAUAUUAAAAGGAAGAAAAGUGG